UUCUUAUUGGUAACUAUUUAUUUAUUUAUUUAGCUACAUGCAAAAAUACACAACUGUCCAUAGGCCAGCAUCUACUGUAUAUAUUCAUUUUCUUAUUUGUAAGGUGAAAGAUUCAAGUGCCUUCUCAUUAAGAAAGGUACCCCAUUUAUGGUUUUUUCAAAUAGAGAGAGAGAGUGUGUGUUCAUAUGAAUCUUCAUUUGUUUUUGGGAGACAUGAUUAAUUUCUCUUUCAAAAUUUUUUGACCUUUCCUCUUCUCCCUCUUUUCCCUUAUCUACUCUUAACUCAUGGUGACUUCUCAUCACUUCUUUGAGUUCUUACUCCAUGCAUGAAGUAAUACCUCAUCUCCCUGUGCCUAUCACUUCGCUAUAAGAAACCCAAAAUUUGCACGCUCUUUCGUCCUUCAAUAUAUGGCCUCCAUGAACAACUGGUUGGGCUUCUCUCUUUACCCUCAAGAACUCUCAUCACAGUCUGAUCAUCAUCAAGAUCACUCUCAAAACACAGCCUCUCGCUUAGGCUUCCACUCGGAUGAAAUCUCUGGUACAGAUGUCUCUGGCGAGUGCUUCAAUCUCGCUUCUGACUCCACUGCUCCUUCUCUCAACCUCGCUGCCUCUUUUGGUAUUCUUGAAGCUUUCAGAAACAAUCAAUCUCAAGAUUGGAAUAUGAAAGGUUUAGGCAUGAACCCAGAUAGCACCUACAAAACAAACUCAGACCUCUCUAUGCUCAUGGGUACUUCAUGCAGUAGCCAAAACCUUGAUCAGAACCAAGAACCCAAGUUGGAAAAUUUCCUUGGCGGCCACUCCCUUGCCAGUCAUGAUCACAAACUUCCUGGUUGUAAUACUAUGUACAACACUUCAGGAGAUUAUAUGUUCCAAAAUUGCUCUUUGCAACAAGCUAUACCAAAUGAUAGAACAAGCAACGGGGAAGAUACCAGUAGUAUCAAUAUUGGUAGUAAUAAUAGUUCUGUCGGGUUGUCCAUGAUCAAGACAUGGCUUAGGAAUCAGCCUGCACCGACACAACAACAAGAGACCAACAACAAUGGCGGUGUUGCACAAAGUUUGUCUCUUUCUAUGAGUACUGGGUCACAAUCAGCUUCGCCUUUGCCACUUCUCGCAGCAAAUACUGGAGAAAGCAACAAUAAUGGUAGAGAUCACAGUUCUUCUUCUGAUAACAAGCAGCAGAAGGCAACAACAGGUCUCGAUAGCCAAACCAGUACUAUUGAGGCAGUUCCCAGGAAAUCUAUUGAUACUUUCGGCCAAAGAACUUCUAUAUACCGUGGUGUAACCAGACAUAGAUGGACAGGUAGAUAUGAGGCUCAUCUAUGGGAUAAUAGUUGCAGAAGAGAAGGACAAACUCGAAAGGGAAGACAAGUUUAUUUAGGUGGAUAUGAUAAAGAAGAAAAGGCAGCAAGAGCAUAUGAUUUAGCAGCACUGAAGUACUGGGGCACCACCACCACGACAAAUUUCCCAAUUAGCAACUAUGAAAAAGAGAUUGAAGAAAUGAAGCACAUGACCAGGCAGGAAUACGUUGCAUCCCUUCGAAGGAAGAGUAGUGGUUUUUCUCGGGGUGCAUCCAUCUAUCGAGGUGUUACUAGACACCAUCAACAUGGAAGAUGGCAAGCAAGGAUUGGAAGAGUUGCUGGGAACAAAGACCUUUACUUGGGAACUUUCAGCACCCAAGAGGAAGCAGCAGAAGCCUAUGACAUUGCAGCCAUAAAAUUUCGUGGAUUGAAUGCAGUAACCAACUUCGACAUGAGCAGAUAUGAUGUUAAUAGCAUCUUGGAGAGCAGCGCAUUGCCAAUUGGCGGAGCAGCUAAGCGGUUGAAAGAUGCAGAGCAGGCAGAAAUGACUAUAGGUACUCAGAAAACAGACAAUGAAAAUAUAAGUUCACAGCUUACAGAUGGAAUCAGCAGCUACGGCACAGCACAUCAUGGCUGGCCUACUGUUGCAUUUCAACAACCUCAUCAUCAGCCUUUUAGCAUGCACUAUCCAUAUGGGCAAAGGCUUUGGUGCAAGCAAGAACAAGAUACUGAAGCCAAUAACCACAGCUUCCAAGAUCUCCAUCAACUUCAAUUGGGAAACACCCACAAUUUCUUUCAGCCUUCUGUUUUUCAUAACCUGAUGAACAUGGAUUCUUCUUCAAUGGAACAUAGCUCAGGGUCUAAUUCAAUUAUGUAUAGUGGAGGAGGAGGAGAUGGUAAUAGUGGAGGCAAUGGAAGCUAUCAGGGAAUGGGUUGUGGAAGCUAUGCAAUCCCAAUGGCUACAGUUAUAGGCAACAAUGAUGGGGAUCAAAAUCAAGGGAAUGGUUUUGGAGAUGGAGAAGUGAAGGCAAUUGGGUAUGAAAAUAUGUUGGGAACAUCAGAUCCUUAUCAUGCUAGAAAUUUGUACUAUCUUACACAGCAAUCAGCAGGAGGAGGAGGAGGUGUGGUGAAGGGUAGUGCAUAUGAUCAGGGGUCAGCAUGCAACAAUUGGGUGCCAACAGCAGUUCCUACACUUCUGCCAAGGUCAAGCAAUAUGGCCGUCUGCCAUGGAGCUUCAACUUUUACAGUGUGGAAUGAUACAUAAUAAUAAGAUAUUUUGAUUGGAUUGGAAGAGAAAAUGAGAUGGGUAAAGGAAAUGGGAUUGUAUACACAACUGAUUUUCCUAAUUUUGAUUUUUGUUGCUCAUUUCUUCCUUCUAUAUUCAGUAAUAGACCUAUAAGGAAGAUCAUGGGCUGGUUCCUUGAAAUCUAAUGUGGCAGGAAAACAAUUCUCUAAGGAAUGGGUCUAAGAUGAAGUUCAGCAAUAGCAAAUGAGAGGUUAAAAUUCUCAGUUGCUAUGAAUUUUGGGGAACUUCAAAUUGAUUAGAUCCUCGGAAUAGUAUUUUGACACUAGAUUUUGUAAUUUUGCAUUUGCUCAAUAACAUAUACAAAGAAUGAAUGUGAUUUUCUUU
Messenger RNA from Hevea brasiliensis (rubber tree), 2927 nucleotides. Its product is annotated as AP2-like ethylene-responsive transcription factor BBM. Gene Ontology annotation, biological process: regulation of DNA-templated transcription. Gene Ontology annotation, molecular function: DNA binding; DNA-binding transcription factor activity. Lineage: Eukaryota; Viridiplantae; Streptophyta; Magnoliopsida; Malpighiales; Euphorbiaceae. The record is from RefSeq and is a predicted model, not a curated record. Bases 408 to 2561 code for a protein of 717 amino acids. The transcript is spliced from 9 exons.